AGAGCCCGAAUGUUUCGAGUCGAGACUUGCAAGAAGAGCCGAGUGAUCACGAGACCAUGGAGAAGUUGCGUGCAUUGACUUCAUGGCGUCAGGAUUCAGUAGAUUCCUGGAUCGAUUCACAGGUCAGCCACCAGCGAUACGACACGUGGAUGCUCGUCGUAAGCAGACGAACUGGUCGGGGACUGUCAGUGAGGGGAACCUUAUGGACAGUCCUCGGGAGAUUGAUCGGGAGUGGGAAUCGGGCCUCAAGCCAUCUUUAGUUCCACGGGCGAAUUCGCCGGUGCUCAUCGCAAUCUCUCUUCAUCAACAAGUUUAUCCACGAUUCAACCACCGACCGAGUGAGCUCGCUCGCUUUUCCCCUCAUUCCCUAACUUUCGUGCUUCCAUUGCCACCUUUCCAUUGCGCGCUCGGUGAAUUUUAGUUACUUCUCUCGUUGAGGUCAAACCGGGCGCUGCCUGCUCGUCCUCGGUAUUCCUCGGACACAAGGUUUCAGUUUUGAAUUGCUAGGAGAGUUUCGAAGAGGAGGGUUGGAAGUAUAGGUUCGGAUUUGCUCGAGAGGCGAAUUCUGGUACGUUGGUGAGAUUUUGUGAAGCGAGAUGGAGGUGAAGAUCGCGGUUCUCCCUGAGGAUGAGAAAGUGUAUGUAAUUACGUUAGCAGGAAAGGCGGAGCACAGAUUUAACAAAGAAUCCAUCGACGCGAUCCAUCGCGCGUUAGAUGAGGUGGAGAAAGAUUCCAAGGCCACGGCGUUGGUUUUCACCAACGAGGGCAAAUUUUUUUCCAACGGCUUGGAUCUUGGUAGGAUCGGGAAGGAUGCGAGCAUGUUCGAGGCGAUUGUUGCGGAUUUCCACGUACUUCUAAAGCGAGUUUUGCUGUUUCCAAUUCCUACGGUAGCGGCCAUUUGCGGUCAUGCCGCUGCUGGUGGAUGCAUGUUGGCCUUGGCUUGUGACUUCCGAGUGAUGUCUGCGGAGCGAGGUUACAUCUUCCUAAGCGAGAUUGAUAUAAAAAUCCCGUUGACGCCGGGAAUGAACGGAUUGAUCCAGAGCAAGAUACUUGGGAACGCACUUCACAAAGCUGUUCUCACUGGCCACAAGUUUUCUGCCAAGGCUGGCGUAGAAUCGGGGUUUAUCGAUGCUGCACUCCCAGACCCAGCGUCUACUUUCAAGGAAGCUUUGGACAGAGCCAAAGCACUCGCAUCGAGAAAAUUCGAUCGACUUGUUUACGGAACCAUGAAACGGGAGAUGUUUAAAGUAGCCGUCAAAGAACUAGAAGAUGGUGGAUUCGGCCCAAUACCCAGACCAGUCCUUCUCGCAAGGAUGUGAGCAGGAGAGUGCUCGGUUAGUAUUUUGACGACAUAUGAAUUUCCAGUUUUCAUCAUAGAUUUUAAGUGCCAAUUUUCCUGUAAAAGCAUGUAAAUAAGAUUCAAGUAGCCACGGCAGUGUCAUGCCCAUUCUUUUACAUGGUUAUUGGUACCUAUCUUUCGAAAUGGGAAUUUCAGUUAGAGCUGAAUAGUCAAAUGCUGAGCAGCGAAAGUAUCACUUUCGCUGGAAAAGCUUUUUCACUCAUUUAUGAGUCAUGAAAUAAUGAGUUAGUCGCCGGUUAGCGUUGGAAGUGCCACUUCCUGCUUCGAAUAUAAGUAGGUGAGUACUGUCCCAAUGGAGUCCGCACAACACGCUUAGCUCAGCCACUCUCACCACAGAGAAGAGUGGCACAUCAAUGUUGGCAAGGAAGGCAUCACCUCUAGUUCAUGAAUUACAAACCUGCUGAAUCUAUGCCAGUUAUAAGUUAUUAUCCUGACCCUGACACAUUCUCAGAGCAGGAUAAGCGAAUCAGAGAUGGCAAGGCAUCUGAGAGAUACUGUCACCUUCAUGGAUUUCCAACAUUAUAAAGCAGAAAACGAUGAUGUAAAUCUGAGAGAGACGGUCAUCUGGGACCAUGUUUCCCACCGUGGAAAGUUCAGUUUUCCCAGUUCAUCAGACUGUUGUUCAAGUGUGCAAAGCUAAUCGUGAGAUUGGAACAUCAUCUCAACUCAACUUACUUUGUUGAGUGUUCAGCCUGUUUGGCAUUGUAAAGUGGAAGAACACAAAGAAAGGCCUUCAUUCAGUAUUGAAUGACAGGUUUACGACUCAAUAUACGGACCGAACAUGUCAAGCCUGUGACAAAUAUCCGCGAUGAGAGAUCAGGUGCAUGAGAGAUCAGGUAUACUUGGCCAUCAAACUCACCACGUCAAAUCAUAGUGCACAGCCCGCUGAGUAUACGAACGGGAGAUUACGAUGCCCUAUACAUCAAAAAGGGUCAAUUUUUCUCGAUUGAAUUUGGAGAUCAGAGACGGUCUACAUGACCGAAAUCAAGAGCGAUCGAAGAGCACUUACAAUAGAUGAAGGUGAUGAAUGUUUCGGCAGCUUCGAAGGACGAGAUGAAAAUCCCUUACCGAGAGUAGCAAUCUCCGAUUAUGAUCCUCUGGAUGAGAUGAUUAGUUGGACGGUGACUUUCUCAGUCUCCAGUUCGACGGGAGUUAAAUUAUAUAUUACAACAAUCGAUGAAGACAAGUUCUAGAGUGAAUCAAGUAAGCCUAUUGCGCAAGUACUUGAUUCGGCACGUAGCAUGCCCAAACUGAGCAUGAGCUGGGAUGAGCAAGAUGGAUGACCUGUCAACCAAGUCGACGUCAACUAUGAGUCUGGCAGACUGAAACCACGGUCAUCAUCACAGCGCUUGACAGAAUAGUUGGUGGUGUGAGCAACUUGGAGAACCUUCCUUGGUUUGGAGGUACGUCAUUAUCAGAAUCAAGAAUCUCGGGAGGGAGCUGCAGAGUGAACUGUCAAGAAACGUAGUUCGCAAACAAGAUUCACUCUGUUUUUGGGUCCACUACAUCAAGAGGGAUGUGAAUGCGACAGAAGCGGGUUGAGAUAGUCGUUGGAAUUGCAGACAUGACUGGCGUAUUGAUCCAGAUUGAGAGAAGUCGAUGGUCCAGUGAAGAGAGCUGAGCUUAUGAGCCAGACAAAGACAAAGAGGUGGAUGCCGAGACUUCAGGAUGGAACGAUGCAGUCUGUCAGCAAGUGUGCUUGCUGAAAACGGCUGAUAGUUUUCGAGACAUACAUUUGAGACUCUCAUCUCCGUCUCAGCACCGACACUGCUUUACCAAGUACUCGUCAACUCUCAGUUAACAGUAGAACAUGUGAUGGCCACUUGAGUUGGAUGUUGUGUUUUGUUGAGUUAGUCGAUCAGAUCACAAGGCUAUAACGGAGAUAUUGAGACAGGACACUUUGUGCACUUCAGUUGUUGAGCUAUCUCG
Marchantia polymorpha subsp. ruderalis is the source of this 3289-nucleotide messenger RNA. Lineage: Eukaryota; Viridiplantae; Streptophyta; Marchantiopsida; Marchantiales; Marchantiaceae. The record is from the annotation of a GenBank genome assembly.